Ambispora gerdemannii is the source of this 741-nucleotide messenger RNA. Lineage: Eukaryota; Fungi; Glomeromycota; Glomeromycetes; Archaeosporales; Ambisporaceae. The record is from the annotation of a GenBank genome assembly.
AUGAGUCAUAUUAUGCUUCCAACUGGCGGUGUAUACGCCCAUUCAGCACAAUCCUCACAACACCAACAACCAGUUGCUAUCCCCGGCACACCCGGUAGUCUUUCGUCGCUCACAUAUAACACUAACGGUGUUGUAUUGGAUGACGGAAUAAAUAGUAUAGAAGAAGAAAACAUACAAUCACCAUCACCGCAGAAUGUGGCCGGUAUUAUACCAACUCUACAAAAUAUUGUCGCUACGGUCAAUCUUGAAUGUAAACUAGACCUGAAAACCAUAGCUCUCCACGCAAGAAAUGCAGAAUAUAAUCCUAAGCGAUUCGCUGCUGUAAUCAUGCGUAUCCGUGAUCCAAAGACUACGGCGUUGAUCUUUGCUUCUGGCAAGAUGGUCGUCACCGGUGCAAAGUCCGAAGAUGAUUCGAAACUUGCUAGCCGGAAGUACGCGCGUAUUAUUCAGAAACUCGGAUUCAGCGCAAAGUUUGCUGACUUUAAGAUUCAAAAUAUUGUCGGUUCUUGCGAUGUGAAGUUCCCUAUUCGGUUGGAAGGAUUAGCUUACUCGCAUGGUCAUUUCAGUAGUUAUGAACCUGAAUUGUUCCCUGGCUUGAUUUACCGUAUGGUGAAACCAAAGAUCGUGUUGUUGAUUUUUGUGUCUGGCAAGAUUGUGCUGACUGGUGCAAAGGUCCGCGAGGAAAUUUAUCAAGCUUUUGAGGCGAUUUACCCCGUGUUGACUGAAUUUCGCAAACCUUGA